This is a messenger RNA of Oppiella nova, 1365 nucleotides long. The record is from the annotation of a GenBank genome assembly. Lineage: Eukaryota; Metazoa; Arthropoda; Arachnida; Sarcoptiformes; Oppiidae.
CACACUCUGGUGUUCCGGUCUCUCAAGAGGACUCACGACCUCUUCAUCAGCGAUCACAACGAGUUGCCGCCCAUUGACCAGAAGGCGCACGACAUGUGCCUCGCAGUCAAAGCCAAGGAUCAGUUCCAACCGAUUCUUCAUUUGGUGCCCAAAACAGAUGUCAACCAAAGCAUGAGUUCUAAACAUAAAGACAUCGGAAAUGAGGAUAAAAGCGAUGAAAUUGAGAGCAACGGUGAGAACGCUUCCAACCAAUCGAUGGUCGCAUACAAUGAGAGCUAUUUGCCGAAAGCGGCGCCAACUGUGCCGAGCAAUGCCUCCCAAGUGAUGGUAUUAUCUUCAGGAACAACUAUAGUGCAGCGAAAGCCGGCGCCGAUGCCAAAGCCUGAAUGGCACCCGCCGUGGAAGUUGUCACGAGUGCUGUCCGGACACAUCGGAUGGGUUCGCUGUCUGACUGUUGAGCCCGGAAACGAGUGGUUCGCCAGCGGUUCCAAUGAUCGCAUCAUAAAGAUCUGGGACUUGGCGUCCGGAAAGUUGAAGCUCUCGCUAACGGGACAUAUAUCUGGUGUGAGAGGACUGGCAGUGAGUACUCGACAGCCGUAUCUGUUCUCGUGUGGUGAGGAUAAGAUGGUUAAGUGUUGGGACUUGGAGUACAACAAAGUGAUCCGUCACUAUCACGGCCACCUGUCCGGCGUAUACACCAUAUCACUGCACCCAACCAUUGAUAUAUUAGUGACGGCCGGCAGAGACUCUGUGGCCCGGGUUUGGGAUAUGAGGACAAAGGCACAGAUACACGCCCUGUCCGGCCACUCCAACACAAUAUCUUCGGUAUUAUGUCAAUCGACUGAUCCUCAGGUGAUCACCGGAUCGCACGACACGACCAUCAAGUUGUGGGACCUGAUCGCUGGCAAGGCUCGGACCACAUUAACGCACCACAAGAAGAGUGUGCGCUCUCUCGUCAUUCAUCCGAAACUCAAUGUCUUCGCCUCGGGUUCGUUCGCUAACCUCAAGCAGUGGUGUUUUCCCGACGGAAAGUUCAUUCAGAACCUCAGCGGACACAACGCUAUUGUCAACUCAUUGGCCGUCAAUUCUGACGGAGUAUUGGUCUCUGGAGCUGACAACGGAUCCAUGUUCUUCUGGGACUGGAGGACAGGCUAUAACUUCCAGCGAACCCAAGCGGCCGCACAGCCGGGCUCUAUAGAGUCGGAAAAUGGUAUCUUCGCCAUGACCUUCGAUCAAAGCAGUUCCAGACUCAUCACCGGAGAGGCCGACAAAACCAUCAAAAUCUAUAAAGAAGACGACACUGCAGAUGAAGACUCGCAUCCAAUCAAUUGGAAACCAGAUAUUCUUAAGCGGAAACGCUAUUAA